UUUUUGGUUUAUGUUUUUAACUUUUGCUCUUCGUUUUUAUUCAUUGAUUUUUUAAAUCUUUGUUUUCCCCAUGCGAGAGUGGCUUCCUUGUUGUCCCCAGUCCCCACCCGAGAGAAAGAGGGGAGAGACGAUAAAAGAGGAGAGUCCAGCGCUCGCUUAAAAAACGUUGAAACUUGAAAGGCGCGCUAGCUUGCGCCCUAAGGAAGCCGCCUUUGACCCGUCCACCACCACCACAGCCACCAUCUAAAUUCUAUUUCUGUAGCCACACACAAGCAGAGCACUGCUCCUCUCCCUCUACUAUGCUAUAUAUAAGAUUAACUAACUCUCCGGAGUUUCAGAAAGGAGAACGAGCGAAGAGAAGCCCAUCUCAUUAAAUCCACCCUAGAAGAGAAAGAAAAAGAGAGAGAGUCGAAAGGGAAAAAGCAUGGCUUCUCUUCCUCCCGGCGGGGCCCCUGCGAAUGGUCUGUCGGCCCCUCUGCCUCACCUCUUCUUUCGGUUUCGGUUUCGGUUUCGGUUUCAAAUGCGCGGGGAAUUGUUUUCGGAAGCCGAGAUUUUACAUGGCUUCUCUGUUCUGUGUCACGUGGGGCUGUUGCUCGCCCUCUCCUCUGUCUGGCUCUUUCGGAGGAGCAGGGCGGGCAAGUCGUCCAAGGAGCGAGCGGAGAACAACACCAAGAAGAGCUUCCUGCACUACAAGCUCGCUCUCUUCUCCUCCCUGGCCCUGGCUCUCCUCUAUCUCAUCCUCUCUGUUUAUAACUUCCUCCUCCUCUUGUAUGGCGGCGGGCGGCGGCGGCGGCGGUCUGAUGAUGAGCAGAUCAUCGCCGCCCAACUCGACUUCGGCAUUAGGGUAGUUUCCUGGUCUGCCGCCUCCGCUUAUCUGCUGUUCGAAUUCGGCUGGUGCGGCGAGAAGAGGUUCCCGCCAUUUCUCAGGAUCUGGUGGGGUCUCUUCUUCCUCCUCUCCUGUUCUUCCCUUGCUCUCUCCUUCUUCUACUCGAGGGACCCUGGAGCUGUUAUUCCCACCCAUUUGUGGGUUCUCCAUUCCGUGUCGAUCCUUUCGAGUUUGAUCCUCAACUUUGCCGGAUUCUUUGGCAAGAUGAGCCCGGGCGGAGGUGCUCCUCUUCAGGAGCCUCUCUUGAACGGGAACGAGAAUAAUGCUGCUGAGUCACGCUACGCAAGUGCCCCGCAAAGCGCCUCCUCCCUUUUCACAAAUGCCGGUUUUUUAAGCGUCCUCACUUUCUCUUGGAUGGGCCCUCUGCUCUCCGUCGGCCACAAAAAGACACUAGAACUGAAGGAUGUCCCACCGUUAGAUAGUAGGGACAGCGUUAAUAGUGUCUUCCCAACUUUUAAGGCCAAGCUCGACUCACUCACUGGCGGUGGUGGGGGUGCGACUGCUCCUAACAUCAGCAGCACCAGCAGCAGAAGUGCAGCUUCUGGUGGCAGCAGUGGCGGCGGCGGCGGUAGGAUCACGACAUUUAAGCUGGCCAAAGCAUUGGUGCUGUCCUCGUGGGACCAAGUCCUAUUGACCGCAGUUUAUGCGCUCGUCAACAACCUAGCUUCCUACGUCGGUCCUUACCUCAUCAGUUACUUUGUUGAGUAUCUCAAUGGAAACAACAAGUUUGCGAACAAAGGACACCUAUUGGUCGUUGCCUUCGUCGUUUCGAAGCUUCUUGAGGGCCUGUCGCAGAGGCACUGGUUCUUCAGAUUGCAGCAGGCAGGGAUCAGAGUUAGAGCUUUCCUUGUCUCCAUCAUAUACCAGAAGGGCCUCACUUUGUCUAGCCAAUCGAGGCAGAGUCGUACAAGCGGGGAAAUCGUAAAUCUAAUGAGCGUCGAUGCUGACAGGAUCGGGCUUUUCAGCUGGUACAUGCAUGACCUAUGGUUGGUCCCGGUGCAAGUGACUCUCGCCUUGUUGAUCUUGUAUUCGACAUUAGGCCUUGCUUCGCUUGCAGCACUUGGGGCCACCAUUGUCAUUAUGAUCGCCAAUAUUCCCCUAGGGAAGAUGGAAGAGAGGUUUCAGGAGAAGAUGAUGGAGUCUAAAGAUGUUAGGAUGAAAGCCAUGUCCGAGAUUUUAAGGAACAUGAGGAUUCUCAAGCUCCAAGGAUGGGAGAUGAAGUUCUUAUCCAGGAUAAUUGAAUUAAGGAAAGCGGAGACGAAUUGGCUAAGGAAGUACGUAUAUACGUCUGCGAUGGUGACAUUUGUCUUCUGGGGGGCACCUACUUUUGUUGCGGUAGUCACUUUUGGAGCUUGCAUGAUGCUGGGGAUUCCGUUAGAAUCAGGAAAAGUUCUAUCAUCGUUAGCGACAUUUAGGGUCUUGCAAGAGCCAAUUUACACUCUCCCUGACGUAAUUUCCAUGAUAAUCCAAACCAAAGUCUCUCUUGAUAGGAUAUCAUCAUUUCUAUGCCUUGGGGACUUGCCGACUGAUGCAGUAGAAAAGCUUCCAAGUGAUAGUUCAGAUGUUGCAAUUGAGGUACGCAACGGAAGUUUCUCGUGGGAUCCCUCUUCUCAAGUCCCUACUUUGACAGACUUGAAUUUUCGAGUGCUGAAAGGGAUGAGGGUAGCCGUAUGUGGAACUGUUGGUUCUGGCAAAUCGAGCUUGCUUUCUUGCACAUUGGGUGAAGUUCCGAAACUGUGUGGAGAUGUUAAGAUGUGCGGAUCGACAGCUUAUGUCGCACAGUCACCUUGGAUACAAAGUGGUAAGAUUCAAGAGAAUAUAUUAUUUGGCAAGGAGAUGGAUGGCGAAAAGUAUGAGAAGGUUCUCGAAGCAUGCUCUCUGAAGAAAGACCUGGAGAUUUUGCCAUUCGGAGAUCAGACUGUUAUAGGCGAGAGAGGCAUCAACCUGAGUGGGGGACAGAAACAAAGGAUUCAGAUAGCCCGUGCUUUGUAUCAAGAUGCUGACGUUUAUCUCUUUGAUGAUCCAUUUAGUGCUGUCGAUGCUCAUACUGGAUCUCAUCUCUUUAAGGAAUGUUUGCUUGGGUUUUUAGCUUCGAAAACAGUUCUUUAUGUCACCCACCAGGUCGAAUUUUUACCUUCAGCUGACCUUAUUUUGGUUAUGAAAGAUGGGAAAAUAGCACAAGCAGGCAAGUAUGGUGAGAUACUUGAUUCAGGAACAGAGUUCAUGGAGCUUGUUGGUGCUCAUAAGGAUGCUUUGGCUGCCCUCGACUCGAUGCAGCUCACAACGGACUCUUCAAGCAGCAAAACAGAGAUAAUCUCAGGGGAGGUUCAGAAAAUAGAUAAGAAGGAUGUCCAAAAUGGCAAAGUCGAUGAAGGAGCCCAGCAGAAGGGGCAACUUGUUCAAGAAGAAGAGAGGGAGAAAGGGAAGGUUGGAUUUUGGGUUUACUGGAAAUAUAUGACAACAGCAUAUAGUGGAGCAUUUGUGCCCCUCAUAUUGUUGGCCCAAAUUCUUUUUCAAGCCCUUCAAAUCGGUAGUAAUUACUGGAUGGCUUGGGCAGCUCCCGUAUCGGAAGAUGUCGAACCUCCAGUUAGUGGAUCAGUGCUUAUCUAUGUCUAUGUCGCAUUGGCUCUUGGAAGCUCUUUGUGUAUCCUCGUAAGAGCUCUGCUUCUUGUCACAGCCGGAUAUAAGACUGCAACAAUACUGUUCAAUAAGAUGCAUACACGUAUUUUCCGUGCUUCAAUGUCAUUCUUUGAUUCCACUCCGAGCGGCCGUAUCCUUAGUAGAGCUUCAACUGAUCAAAAUGAAGUGGAUACAAAUAUUCCAAGUCGGGUUGGUGCCUUUGCCUUCUCAGUCAUACAACUUCUUGGUAUCAUUGCAGUGAUGUCACAGGUAGCGUGGCAGGUUUUUAUCAUCUUUAUUCCAGUGAUUGCUGCCUGCAUUUGGUAUCAGCAAUAUUAUUUAGAUACGGCACGCGAACUAGCAAGGCUUGUUGGAGUGUGCAAAGCUCCCAUUAUUCAGCAUUUUGCUGAAUCGAUGACUGGCUCAGCAACAAUUAGAAGUUUUGGCAAGGAAUCACAAUUCGUAGACAAUAAUUAUCAUCUGAAUGAUGAUUACUCUCGACCCAAGUUUUAUAAUGCUGCAGCAAGGGAGUGGCUCUGCUUUCGUUUGGAUAUGUUCUCAUCAUUCACUUUUGCCUUUUCUUUGAUAUUUUUGGUGUCUCUCCCAACCGGUGUCAUCGAUCCAGGGCUUGCCGGUCUUGCGGUGACGUACGGACUUAAUUUGAAUAUGAUCCAAGCGUGGGUUAUUUGGAAUCUUUGUGACCUAGAAAACAAAAUUAUAUCUGUAGAGAGAAUAUUUCAGUACACUAGCAUUCCUAGUGAGCCACCCCUUACCAUGGGAGAAGACAGAUUGAAUCAUCACUGGCCUUCCAAGGGAGAAGUAGAGCUUCGCGACAUCCAGGUACGAUACGCUCCACACUUGCCUUUUGUGCUAAGAGGCCUGACAUGCACUUUCCCUGGAGGUAUGAAAACUGGUAUUGUCGGAAGAACAGGUAGCGGCAAGUCUACUUUAAUACAGGCGCUCUUCCGCAUCGUCGAUCCAACUGUUGGCCAGAUAAUUAUAGAUGGUAUUGAUAUCUGCACCAUUGGGCUUCAUGACCUGAGAUCCAGAUUGAGCAUUAUUCCGCAAGAUCCGACCAUGUUUGAGGGAACUGUGAGGACCAACCUUGACCCUCUUCAAGAAUACACUGAUGAACAAAUUUGGGAGGCCUUGGAUUCCUGUCAGCUGGGAGAAGAAGUUAGAAAGAAAGAAUUGAAGCUGGACUCUCCAGUGACUGAGAAUGGUGAAAAUUGGAGCGUGGGUCAACGUCAGCUUGUCUGUCUAGGAAGGGUAAUACUGAAGAAGAGUAAAGUAUUGGUUCUGGACGAAGCAACCGCUUCAGUUGACACAGCAACUGACAACCUAAUCCAGAAAACACUUAGGCAGCAGUUCUCUGAGUCAACAGUGAUUACGAUCGCACAUCGUAUAACAUCAGUCCUUGACAGCGAUAUGGUCUUGCUUCUUGAAAACGGUUUGAUUGUGGAACAUGACACACCAACAAGAUUGCUAGAGAACAAGUCAUCCUUGUUCUCGAAGCUCGUCUCCGAGUAUACUAUGAGGUCGACCUACAGUUAGGUAAAAAAUUGUUAUAAAAACUAGGGUUGGUUAAACCAAUUUCAUUGAGAUCAAAGUAACUUCGAUGAUGCCGAAAAAUGAACAGGUAAAUAGUUGUUCAGCGUAUCCAUAUCCUGAUCAUCAGUACUGAUCCGUAAGUAAAUCAGGGUUAGGCUAUUACUAAUCACAGGCCAAAAGUCAGGAGAAUUCAAAAUUGCAGUGUGCUUUGGAGCUGACCAAACUGUCACAUUUUGAUGUGAUCCUGCAGUAAAACUGUCAGAGAUAAGUUAAGGGCUGAAAUGGGGUUAUAAUAUCGGGCUUGUAAUGUUACUGUCGUUGAAUAUUAAAGAAGUUUUACAGCUUUA
Ananas comosus (pineapple) is the source of this 5403-nucleotide messenger RNA. RefSeq names its product ABC transporter C family member 3-like. Gene Ontology annotation, cellular component: vacuolar membrane; plant-type vacuole. NCBI's taxonomy places the organism in Eukaryota, Viridiplantae, Streptophyta, Magnoliopsida, Poales, Bromeliaceae. Gene Ontology annotation, biological process: transmembrane transport. The coding region runs from base 425 to 5059 and encodes 1544 amino acids. The record is from RefSeq and is a predicted model, not a curated record. The transcript is spliced from 11 exons. Gene Ontology annotation, molecular function: ABC-type transporter activity; ATP hydrolysis activity; ATP binding.